Aspergillus alliaceus is the source of this 1385-nucleotide messenger RNA. Its product is annotated as major facilitator superfamily domain-containing protein. The transcript has 2 exons. Gene Ontology annotation, molecular function: transmembrane transporter activity. Gene Ontology annotation, biological process: transmembrane transport. Lineage: Eukaryota; Fungi; Ascomycota; Eurotiomycetes; Eurotiales; Aspergillaceae. Bases 339 to 1031 code for a protein of 230 amino acids. The record is from RefSeq and is a predicted model, not a curated record.
GAAAAUGGAAGCAGAUUGAUAUACCUGGCUCCAUUUUCUUCUUAGCAGGGACCAUACUUUUAAUAUACUCUCUACAAAGCGCAAAUUCGUCCGGUAGCAAUUUUGGUUGGUCGAGUAGAGUCAUCAUCGGCUGUCUAGUCGGAUCCGGUGUCUCGCUUAUAUCUUUCAUCAUCUACGAGUUGAUUAUGCAGCGAUAUUUCUCAAUAUCUCCUUUAUUCCCACUUUCGUUGCUGCUUAGGUUGGAUAUUGCUUUGCUUAUGGCGUGGGUACUCCCACCGAAAGAUAUACCUGUCACAUCUGUUUGAUUGUACUCACUCAGUCUCAGAUCAGCCUUUUUCAUGGGCAGUUCGUUCUAUUCGACCAUCAUUCAGCUACCUCAGCGAUUACAGCAGGUGAAUUCCAAAAGCCCAACUACAUCGGGCGUGCUUCUUCUCCCGGUACUACUACCUUCAGCGGCGUUCUCUGCCCUCUCCGGGGGGCUUUAUCGCAAGUUUCCAACUUCUGCAACAUUGCUACUGACUCUCGGAGGCUGCCUACAAGUCAUUGGUGUUGGGCUUUUAUCCACUUUGUCCAUUAAGCAAUCCGUGCCGGCUAGACAAUAUGGUUUCGAGGUGGUAACAGGUGUAGGCUUCGGACUCAUGCUUCCGUCAUUUAUGAUUCUGGCAAGGGACUGGGUUUCGAAAGAAGAAUACGCUACAGCAAUGGGUCUUGUGAAUACCUUCCGCACAUUGGGAGGUUGUGUUUCUAUUGCGGUCAAUAAUGCAAUAAUGAACGAAGAACUUCCGAAGAAAGCUGCCUUCUUAAGCUCAAAGCAGCUUGAAACUAUAAAAACGUCAUCUUUGACACUACUACAUCUCUCACCGGACGAGGUUCUCAAGGUUCGUGCAGCUUACGGUGAAGUGUACAAUCAACAAUUUUUUGUGACAGCUAUGCUUUCAAUUGUAUCCGCUAUAGCGGCAAGUGUACUUCUGGCUAGACAGUACAAAACACCGAGACAAGUUCACGCUAGUGUUGGAAGUCGCCAAGAAUAAUAAAAGGCGGGGACAAUAUUGCUCCUUUGUGGUUGGUGUCGGUGGGUUUCUAGUCUGGACACGAAGAAAUUGUCCGAGGGGACUCACCAAUCAGUUGCGUGGCAUAUUAUCAGAUUCGGAUGAAAAGAACUGGGUUGAAUAUUAUAAUGAUUAUAUUAGAGCAGGUGUAUAGAUCCUUACAAUCUUACUACUCUUUAUCCCAGCUCAACGAAUCAGGUACCAACGUACAACAAUAUGAGGCUACUUUAUCUUCACGGUGCCGGGACCAACUCUGAUAUACGUGUGUAUAAACUACACAAAAGCUAACAUGACUAUACUAAUAACUCUAAGUAUAGAUCUUCAAAAUACAAUUAG